CAGACGCGUCCAAGAGCUACACCCUUUGGGCAUGCCUCUAGAGACUCCUACUCAUUCACGACCGUCAUGAACAUUCCUGCAAACGACGCUUUCAGCCUCAACUCCAGAUCUCACCGCCGCCGCUCUGUAACCCGUUCUCCACCUCCGAAAAUUGCGUUUUUCUCCUCGCCGCCCGUUCAACCGCGACACGGUGCCCGGAAACAUUCGAUGACUCUCCGUCACCGCCCACAUUCCAAUGGGUCUGUGUCGCAUGUAGAUGGCUAUACCAACGGUGAUGCUCGUCAUGCUCUCCAAGAGAAGGCCGCUGUGAGACGCGAUGAUGAGACAGUCAAAGGGCACACGAGUCAGAAGAUUGACUGGGAGAUUCCGCGCAAGGCCCUCCAUUCAUCCAUAGGGUUCUUCGUCAUCCCUCUGUACGCUAAUCAUGUUUCACCAUCAAGCGUCGCUGUGGCCCUAUCAGCAUUUUGUACUUUCACUGUGUCCGUUGACUUCGUCCGUUUACGAAGCAAGUCCUUCGCCAAGAUGUAUGAGAAGGUCCUUGGGUUUCUCAUGCGUGAAUCGGAGAAGGAAAAGAUCAAUGGCGUCAUUUGGUACCUUCUGGGAUGCAUAUUUGUCUUGACUUUCUAUCCCGAUGACCUAGCAGUUGUAUCAAUCCUUGUCCUGUCGUGGUGUGAUACUACAGCAUCAUUCUUUGGGAGACUCUAUGGCUCGCGGACCAGUCGACUCCCUCAGUCUAUUUCCCUUCCUUUUACCAGUGCUCGACUUCCUCUUCCUUUUGCUAAGCGCAAAUCGGUUGCUGGCUUCCUUGCGGGGUCUGCGACUGGCACACUUAUUGCUUUCGGUUUCUAUGGCUGGCUUACGCCUUUUGGCGCAUCGCCGCCUUCACUUCCGGAGGUCAUUCUAGAUGGCACUCAAUCUGUUUCUUCACUCGCUUCGCUAGGCAAGCUCUCCUGUAUUGCAUUGGCUAGUGGGUUUCUUGCUGGCUUCGCAGAAGCCAUAGACGUUGGUUCUUUAGACGACAAUCUUACUUUGCCGAUAAUCUCAGGUGGUCUUAUUUGGGCAUUAUUCAAAGCCGUUGAUUAUUUCUUCUCAUCUUGAAGACUAUACCACGCUUAUAUUCUUCUCCCAUCCUUCCCCUCCUUACACGCUUGUACCUGACUGUGUUUUUUGUUGCCGUAAUGAUUUGCCUAAUUUGAAGACAAUGAUAUUAUUUGUGUUUAGACGAACGAGUGAGCUCAC
Fomitiporia mediterranea MF3/22 is the source of this 1239-nucleotide messenger RNA. RefSeq lists its product as uncharacterized. Gene Ontology annotation, cellular component: endoplasmic reticulum membrane. The coding region runs from base 67 to 1098 and encodes 343 amino acids. The transcript has 5 exons. Gene Ontology annotation, biological process: phosphatidic acid biosynthetic process. Gene Ontology annotation, molecular function: ATP-dependent diacylglycerol kinase activity. NCBI's taxonomy places the organism in Eukaryota, Fungi, Basidiomycota, Agaricomycetes, Hymenochaetales, Hymenochaetaceae. The record is from RefSeq and is a predicted model, not a curated record.